AGUUAAUAUGGCUCCCAUAGUUACAGCAUCCGCUCGUCACCUAAUCAGCAGCCUCACUGCCCAGACCAGGCUGCGGAUCAGGAGCAAAGUUUUCUUACCCCUCCGCUGACCACGACUACAGGAGAGUUUGAAGCCAGGCAGCACCCAGCGGAGUUAAACUCCGUAACAAGGGAAACACCACUUCCGCUGACGUCAUUACGGCGACACGUGGAUCCAAGAUGGCGGCUGCGAUGCAGGAUUGGUUGCCGUGGGCCCUGCUGCUUCUCUCUCUCACGCGUGAUACACGCGCCUUCUAUGUCCCUGGGGUUGCACCAAUCAACUUCCACCAGAACGACCCUGUAGAAAUCAAGGCUGUGAAGCUGACCAGCUCUCGAACCCAGCUACCUUAUGAAUACUACUCGCUGCCCUUCUGCCAGCCCAGCAAAAUAACCUACAAGGCAGAGAAUCUGGGAGAGGUGCUGAGAGGGGACCGGAUUGUCAACACCCCUUUCCAGGUGCUAAUGAACAGCGAAAAGAAGUGUGAGGUUCUGUGCAGCCAGUCCAACAAGCCAGUGACCCUGACCGUGGAGCAGAGCCGGCUUGUGGCCGAGCGGAUCACAGAAGACUAUUAUGUCCACCUCAUCGCCGACAACCUGCCUGUGGCCACCCGGCUGGAGCUGUACUCCAACCGCGACGGUGAUGACAAGAAGAAGGAAAAAGAUGUGCAGUUUGAACACGGCUACCGGCUCGGCUUCACAGAUGUCAACAAGAUUUACCUGCACAAUCACCUCUCGUUCAUCCUUUACUACCACCGGGAGGACCUGGAAGAGGAACAGGAACACACAUACCGCGUCGUCCGCUUCGAGGUGAUUCCCCAGAGCAUCAGGCUGGAGGACAUCAAAGCAGAUGAGAAGAGUUCGUGCAUCCUGCCUGAGGGUACCAACUCCUCACCCCAGGAAAUUGACCCCAGCAAGGAGAAUGAGCUGUACUUCACCUACUCUGUACACUGGGAGGAAAGUGACAUCAAAUGGGCCUCUCGAUGGGAUACUUACCUGACCAUGAGUGAUGUACAGAUCCACUGGUUUUCUAUCAUUAACUCUGUCGUGGUGGUCUUCUUCCUAUCAGGCAUCCUGAGCAUGAUCAUCAUUCGGACCCUCCGGAAGGACAUUGCCAACUAUAACAAGGAGGAUGACAUUGAAGACACCAUGGAAGAGUCUGGGUGGAAGCUGGUGCACGGUGACGUCUUCAGGCCCCCCCAGUACCCCAUGAUCCUCAGCUCCCUCCUGGGCUCAGGCAUUCAGCUCUUCUGUAUGAUCCUCAUCGUCAUCUUCGUGGCCAUGCUCGGGAUGCUGUCGCCCUCCAGCCGGGGAGCUCUCAUGACCACAGCCUGCUUCCUCUUCAUGUUCAUGGGGGUGUUUGGUGGAUUUUCUGCUGGCCGUCUGUACCGUACUCUGAAAGGCCAUCGGUGGAAGAAAGGAGCCUUCUGUACGGCAACGCUCUACCCUGGCGUGGUUUUUGGCAUCUGCUUCGUUUUGAAUUGCUUCAUCUGGGGAAAGCACUCAUCAGGAGCAGUGCCCUUCCCCACCAUGGUGGCCCUGCUGUGCAUGUGGUUCGGGAUCUCCCUGCCCCUUGUCUACCUGGGCUACUACUUCGGCUUCCGCAAGCAGCCAUAUGACAACCCUGUGCGCACCAACCAGAUUCCCCGGCAGAUCCCUGAACAGCGGUGGUACAUGAACCGAUUUGUUGGCAUUCUCAUGGCCGGGAUCCUGCCCUUCGGCGCCAUGUUCAUUGAGCUUUUCUUCAUCUUCAGCGCCAUCUGGGAGAAUCAGUUCUAUUACCUUUUUGGCUUCCUGUUCCUUGUCUUCAUCAUCCUGGUGGUGUCGUGUUCACAAAUCAGCAUCGUCAUGGUGUACUUCCAGCUCUGUGCAGAGUCUUUAGCUCCUCAGGGGACCGUGAAACUCAGGCAAGAGAUUACACCUGGAGAUAAGGACUACUCUGUUUCCUCUUCAGGAUUACCGCUGGUGGUGGAGGAAUUUCCUAGUCUCCGGGGGAUCUGCAUUCUACGUCCUCGUCUAUGCCAUCUUCUAUUUUGUUAACAAGCUGGACAUCGUUGAGUUCAUCCCCUCUCUCCUGUACUUUGGCUACACAGCCCUCAUGGUCCUGUCCUUCUGGCUUCUCACCGGCACCAUCGGCUUCUAUGCAGCCUACAUGUUUGUGCGCAAGAUCUACGCUGCUGUGAAGAUAGACUGAUGGGGGUGGCCCAUGGCCAGGCCCACUCCGUCCACGGACAGGAAGCCACUCUGCGUGGGGAACUGCAGGCACGCAAAUAAAGUACCUCCUGCUCGUUCGGAAUGUAACUCCUGGCACAGUGUUCCUGGAUCCUGGGGCUGCGUGGGGGGCGGGAGGGCCUGUAGAUAAAUCUGGGACUUUUCUUCAUCAUUUUAUUCCAGUUUUGUGGGGGAUGAGGUUUUUGUGGGUUGUUUUUUCUUCAGUGCUAAGAAAGUUCCCUCCAGCAGGAACUCUCAGACCUGUUUAUUCAGGUUUAUUUUUUUUGGUUGGGGGUUUUCUCCUUAGUUUUUUUUAACAUAUGGAUCCAGGAUGGAUAAAUCACCAAGACACUGGGUUUUGGGCACUGUCUCCACCUCAGUUCCUCAGGCUGUUGGCCACCCCACAAUUAACUGGAAGAGGAAAUGCCUGGCCUUCUGGGGCUUCGGUGAGGUUUCCGAGCCUCUCAUGGCCCGUGCUCACCAUUGACGCCGUGACAAAGCACAGCUCUAGCCCGGACACGCGUCCUCAGGGCCAGCCAGCCUCUGCCGGCCCUGCCCCUCCCUCCUCUCUCUUCCCCCAGCCCCCGCCCAGGGCGGCCCAAGGCAGGGCUGCCAGCCAGGCCUCCAGGUCAACCAAGUCUUGGUUGCUCCAAGGAAAAUCCCCUGGAAGCACUCGGGGCCACGUGCUCCAGGACAGCAGGACUCACCCCUGCUCAGAGCAGUGGGAGUUUGCUGGACCAGAGAAGAGACUUGCAGUGAACUGUAUGUGCCAAGAAACCCUGGAUCCAGGGCCAAGUAUUUAGAGUCAAGCCAAGCAUCCACAUGUCUGUCUGGAAUGAGGGUCCUCACCCCUCAGGAUUGCUCCCCAGUACUUUCCUCGGGGGGUUGCUGCUCUUUGCAAAGUGUGCUGGUGGCGGGCCCUCUCCCCUCCCCCUUCCAGGGCAGAACAAGGCUGGGAGACCUCACAUGCCCUCCUUUAGGUGGCUGGGGAGAGGUGUUCUCUCCCUGAUAUCCCCCAGCCUCAGUGCUCAUGCCCAGCUCUCUUAGCCAGUCCCAUCCCCUCCGCCUCUGCCUCCCAUUGGUUUCUUGCCCCCUUUGGGGGACACCCAGAAAACUGCUUGUGGGAAGGGAGAUGGAAGCUCAGUUCUGUUGCUCUGUCUCCAAUUCCCAGGAAUAGGCAAGGAGCCAAGGUAGAAAGAAGGAACUAACGUGGCCGGCCUGGGCAGCCCAACCCCCUGCACACCCCGUGCAUGUCCCAAACUUUGUUCUCAAGUUGCAAGAGACCAAACCCACCCUGGGAUUAGGGUUUAAGUAACAGCCACUCACCCCUGGUUCGGCCCCUUUGGGACUCCCACCACAAGACAAAGCUCAGGAUGCUGGCUAAGCUAGGAACACACCCCACCCCUUAACACCCUGCACCCCAACUCCAGAUUCCCCCCAGCAGCCCCUACCAGCUCCACCAGUCAAACCAGUGAGCUUCUCGACCUUGUUCACAGUGACUCCGUAUCACCAGGCGGUGUCCACCAAGAAUCAGGUUGGAGAAAAGGGAACCUAAGCAGUAGACAAUGAUAUUGCAGGCUUUUGUUCACUCAAAUCUCGGAUUUUUUCCCUAAGAGAUUCUCUUUUGCGGGGGGAGUAGGGAGAUGGACUCCUCACAAAGGGUUCAGACAUCAUCGAUUUUUCUGACUUUUUUAAUCAUCAUCAUUAUUAUUUUUAAUUAAAAGAUGCCUGUAUGCCUUUUUUUGGUCCAAUUGUAAAUAAAUAUGCUAUUGUCCUGUU
Messenger RNA from Mirounga angustirostris (Northern elephant seal), 4025 nucleotides. It is a transcript of the gene TM9SF4, whose product is annotated as transmembrane 9 superfamily member 4. The transcript has 18 exons. Gene Ontology annotation, biological process: protein localization to membrane. Lineage: Eukaryota; Metazoa; Chordata; Mammalia; Carnivora; Phocidae. The record is from RefSeq and is a predicted model, not a curated record. The coding region runs from base 219 to 2075 and encodes 618 amino acids. Gene Ontology annotation, cellular component: membrane.